This is a messenger RNA of Owenia fusiformis, 2056 nucleotides long. Lineage: Eukaryota; Metazoa; Annelida; Polychaeta; Sabellida; Oweniidae. The record is from the annotation of a GenBank genome assembly.
AAUAAUUAAAAACUUAUUCUAAAAUCAGAGGGUUUCAUUUGUUUGCACCACCCUGUAUAUUUAGUUAAGUAAAUUACUAUUGUAUGUAAAGGCUUAUAUGAGUUUUUAGCACAAUUGUAUAACUUAAUGCAGAUCAUCAUGAAGAAAAAAUGGAUAAUAUUGGCGUUGAUUCUAUGCAUACUAGGUCUUUGUGUUUUAAUCAAUCUUGAAGGUGACAGUUGGAUGUUUCUCACAAAAAAUCUCAUCGAUGAAAAUGAUGACAAAUUAGAAUUAGUGGCAGUAAGGACAUAUGGCAAUAUUGUUAAGUCCAGAACAGAUGGAUUGAACUGUAUGGGAAUACUGCAGGGUAAUAAAACAGCUAUUGAUAUAGCUGAUAAAAUUGUGAAAACUACAAAUGCUGAUCUUGGAAAUAUUGAGGAAACUGACUUUAACAGUAUGGUUCUUAAUAUGACAAAAGAUUGUAAAGCCUACAAAGAUGUUUUAUAUUCCAACUCCUAUUCACACAUGGAUGAAAUCCAGUUUCCAAUUGCUUAUGCACUUAAAAUACACAGAUCAGUUUUACAAUUUGAAAAGCUAUUUCGACAGGUUUAUGCUCGUCAAAAUAUCUACUGCAUUUACAUUGACAUGAAUUCACCGGAAAGCUUCCAUAAUGCAGUUAAAAGUGUUGUGAGAUGUUUCGAUAACGUUUUUAUUGCAUCAAAUCUGGAACAUGUGGUUUAUGCAAGUAUCACUCAUGUAAGGUCUGAUCUACAAUGUAUGAAACAAUUAGUUAAUUCAACAGUAGAUUGGAAAUAUUAUCUCAAUGUUGUUGGGCAAGAGUAUCCUCUAAAGACAAAUCGUGAAAUUGUACACAUUCUAAGACGUCUUAAUGGAAAGAGCAGUAUAGAAUCAUACCCACACACUAACGUAUGGCGGUUUGCCUCAAAAUUCAAAUUAAAUGAUAAAGGAGAUGCUUUGAUACCAACCUCUGAGAAAAAAGACCCAUUUUACUUGAAAUGGGAAAUGUACAAAGGUAGUGCAUAUGGGGUUUUCGCUCGAUCAUUCGUGAAUUAUAUUCUCAAUGACAAAGAAGCAGGGGAAUUCAUUGAUUGGUUAAAUGAUACAUCUGCCCCAGAAGAGACUGUUUGGUCAACUCUAAUUCGUCACCACAGUGGUCCAGGCCGUUUGAACGUAACUGUUAGACACAAUCAAAAUCACCAGCUGUCAAGGGCAGUUAUUUGGGCGUGGGAUCCUCAAAAAUGUCAUGGCAAAUUUGUGAGAACAGUAUGUGUGUAUGGAAUCCAAGAUUUCUCUUGGUUAGCAAGUCAACCAAAUAUUUUCGCAAAUAAAAUAGAUGCUUUCCAAGACAGUGCUAUAAUGGAGUGUUUGGAUGAAUGGCUCAAACUCAAGAAUGAACAUUCUGAUCCUGUCCUCACAUUAAACUGGCAUUACUUGAAUAAUCUACCACAAGUAUCAGGAAAACAGUAAAUAACACUCUCAGCCAUAAUAGUGCUAUGAUGAAGAAAUCCUAAGGGCUGCAUCUACUGUACAAUCAGCAGGCCUGUCAACUGUCCCGCAAUUUGCGUAUUUGUCACGCAUUUGCUGAAGAAUUUGAAGUCACGCCAGUUAUUUUUGCGUGACAGAAAAUGUCACGCAAAUACGCAUUUUACCUGGUAAUUGUCAAGCAAAAAUGUUUCUGUAGAACAAUUUCUAAAAAAGAUCGUCUACACAGCAAAAAUAUGAACGCCGGAAAAAAAUGUACGCAUUUCGUUCGGACUUUUCACGCGAAUUACGUAUAUGUCACGCAUUCCGUUCGAGAUUUUUCGUACCUCCCCCCCCCCCCCCCCCCCCCCCCCCCCCCCCCCCCCCCCGUUGACGGAUGUUUGAAACGCGAGCGUAGCGAGCGCGAAAAAUUUGAGGUGUUCAAAAUUUGGCAAGAUGUAAUAAAAUUUAAACCAAGGUGUUCAAAAUUUGGAUCAAGGUGUUCAGAUUUAGACCAAGGUGUCCACAUUUUGAGGGGAGGUGUUCAACAUUUCCAAGUCACUCAUGUUAGGUGUUCCCAAGUUGACAGGCCUGA